CUAGGAAGGGACAAACGAGGCCUCCUGCCACAGGGGCUCUUAUUCUGUGGAUGUCUCCCAACUGAAUGGAAGGAGGACCUUUCCCUUCAAGGGCCGCUUGCAAUUGUGGCUGUUUCCCUGCAAGGGAGGCGUCUCCUUGAGGGAGCAACCCCUUCAGGGUACUUUGGGCACGCAGAGAUUAAGAGAUCAGGCUGCUGGUUUGAGCUCCGAGGUUGGCAGCUUGGUUGCAGGCGUUUCGUCACCAUUCGAGGAGACAGCGUGAGAUCCCGGCUCCUCCAAACUUCUCUGGCAAAUCCCAGGAGGGGGCAGAAGUGGGGAAGGGCCGGGCUGUAUAAUUGCCAUAAUGCCCAAGGGUGGGCCUAGAAUAACAAGGGAGGCCUGGGGUCAAAGGUGGAUGAAGCGUCCUCGGUGUGGAGUCCCUGACAGAAUUGGGGCUCAGGUCAAAGCUAACAUGCGGCGGAAGCGAUACGCACUGACCGGACGGAGGUGGACGCAGAUGCACCUGACCUUCAGCAUCCAGAACCAUACGGAGAAACUGGGGCUCUUCCACUCCUACGAGGCCAUUCGCCAGGCUAUCCGUGUCUGGGACCAAGUCACCCCGCUGGCCUUCCAGGAGAUCCCCUACAGUGACAUCAGACAGAAGGGGAGAGCAGAGGCCGACAUCAUGGUGCUCUUUGCCUCGGGGUUCCAUGGGGACAGUUCCCCCUUUGACGGCACGGGGGGCUUUCUGGCACACGCCUAUUUUCCCGGUCCUGGAAUGGGAGGAGAUGCUCAUUUUGACUUGGACGAGCCCUGGACGCUGGACAAGAGGGACGUGUUGGGGAACAAUCUCUUCCUGGUGGCCAUCCAUGAGCUGGGCCAUUCACUAGGCCUGGAACACUCCAAUAACCCGAGUGCCAUUAUGGCUCCCUUCUACCAGUGGAUGGACACGGACAACUUCCGGUUGCCAGACGAUGACCUUCGGGGCAUCCAGCAGCUGUAUGGGACGCCAGGACAGCAGCCCACCAAGUCCCUGCCAACUGUGGGACCCCGGAAGCCGGACCAGAGGCCCCCAGACAAGCCAAACCGCCCCCCCCAGCCCGGCCCCCCUGACCAGCUUGAGCCCAACAUCUGUGAUGGCGACUUUGACACGGUGACUGUUCUGCGUGGAGAGAUGUUUGUCUUCAAGGUGCUCCUCUUUGCGUUGCUUCUCAUGGAGGUUUCAGGGGCUUCUGUGGUGGGGACAGCUGAUCCCGAGGUGCAGGUCGAUGGUUCUGGAGGGCUUGCCUGGGCUUUGGCGAGCAGGUUGCCCCCUCAGCCCCGCAGAGCCCUUUCCCAAGAGCAGAGGCACGCUUGCUUGGGCAUCCUGUGGGCGCAGGAGCUGGUAUUUGCUUGCCUGGUUCCUGGCCCCAAAUGACACCAUCCCAGAUGCCAGCUGAAGAAGGCUGGUCAGGCCUGAGGCCCAGCCUGGUCCAUCCCUUACGUCCCUCACAGUCACCAACCAGUUUCUUUAGGUACCUGCAAGGAGGAGACCUUGUAACCCCCGCUCGUGUCUUCCGGGGGGCCUUCACUCAGCAGUGACAUUGAGAUUCAAGUCCAUCCAUUCUUGGCCAAUCAAGAACCGGCCAUCAUCACAUCUGCUAGGAAUGAAUUAUCCGGAACGGCUUCAGCUGAAAAAGACUGCUGGGAUGAAGUCAGGCUCCGUGGGGGGGGCUUCUUUUCCCUGCAGGAAGGCCCCCUCUCAUGCCCCUGUCGGAAUCUGAUUCCGAGGGGGAGGCCGAGCAGCUGACAGGGAGUGGGAGUGUGGCUCC
This is a messenger RNA of Notechis scutatus (mainland tiger snake), 1790 nucleotides long. The record is from RefSeq and is a predicted model, not a curated record. NCBI's taxonomy places the organism in Eukaryota, Metazoa, Chordata, Lepidosauria, Squamata, Elapidae.